CUGGAUGUAUUAUUGAUAAUUUAAAUAUUAAUACUCUGGAAUAUUAAUAUCUACAAUCCAAGUCGUUAUAAUACUUUACGUAAUGAACUCAAUAAAUCACAAUUUUUCAACUUUGUAUAUAUUUAAUUUCAAAUACCAAAGCAUUUGAGAAACCAACUUAGUACAUUGGAACAUAACUGUUCAUCAGUCAGCAAACUACUUAAAAAUGAUAAUUAAAGCAAUGUCCACCAUACAGCCACUAAAUGGUUAAAAAUAGCAUAACCCAAAUUUGCAAAUUAUUUCAUAAAAGGGAUUUAUCAGUGCUGUAUUUUGCCAUCAUUUAUUUCCAAUCACCCUGUCAUUAUGUAGAUUAUACGAGGCAAAGAACAGCAUCCAGUUCAGGUCUGGAAUCCUAGGAAGACAAUGUACCAGUUCAAGGUGAUUACUGUGGGAUCAUUAGCUAACAGAUUAGGCUGGUAUAAAAACAAACAGGAACAAAGAUACAAGGCAAUGAUGUUUGUUUUGUGUUUGCUAGUGGAGGCUCUUAGCGUGUUAUCAGCGAGUGUCGUGGGAACAACUCCUGUGGAAUCUCUAAACGAUAGAAACAACACUAAAUAUUUAAGUGCAUAUGGAGAGUAUUUUGAAGGUGACAUUAUAUUGCUACCAGAACAAAUUAAUUACAUCCGACAGAGUCAGAAUGCGGAUGACUCAGUUAAGUCUCUGAUAUCUGACCCCACAGCACUAUGGCCUGGCAAAACUGUGUAUUACGAUUUUGCUCCUGGAGAGUUCAGUCUUGCUCAAAGGCAGACAAUCAUAUCUGCGCUCAAUGAUAUCAUGUUUGCCAGCUGCAUCAGGUUUAUCCGCCGCACUACUCAGCCCACAUAUGUUGUGCUACGCAACAACGGCAUAGGGACACUUGGACACUGGUAUGAAGACUGUAGAGAUGUUGGUUCACAGACAAUGGGGCUGACAGGACAGGGAGUAGAUGUGUUAGUGCCCGUCAUCAGCACCCGCUCCCGUGAAUCACCAGCUGGUAACUGA
This is a messenger RNA of Homalodisca vitripennis (glassy-winged sharpshooter), 1020 nucleotides long. RefSeq lists its product as uncharacterized. Gene Ontology annotation, molecular function: metalloendopeptidase activity. The coding region runs from base 403 to 1020 and encodes 205 amino acids. The transcript has 3 exons. The record is from RefSeq and is a predicted model, not a curated record. Gene Ontology annotation, biological process: proteolysis. Lineage: Eukaryota; Metazoa; Arthropoda; Insecta; Hemiptera; Cicadellidae.